CCCUGGGAGCCCGGCUGCCCUUGGGGGAGGCCUCUGAGCUGUGUGUGCCCUGCAACUCCGCCAGCUUUCGGGGCGACAGUAGAGGGGCCCUGCGCCCCCCGCGUGGUUCGCACUAAGCCCGGCAGGAGGGAGCGUCUCAGCGGAGGAGUGAGGAGGACGGGAGGGAGAGGCACGCUAGAGCCUCGGUCCCGGGCGCCCUUGUCGGCCGCGGAGGAACUGCAGCUUCCAACAGGAAGCAUCUCUGACAUGCUAUCUACCCUGCUUGGUGUCUGAGGCUCCUGCAUCCCAGCUCACCCAGGAAGCACAGGUGGGCUCAUUUCCCAAAGGCAGACCAGCCAGGAGUGCUGAAUGCGAAAUCAGACACGGGCUAGGGAGCACUAACCAAAGCCUGCAGGAUGGACUUCGUCAUGAAGCAAGCCCUCGGAGGGGCCACCAAGGACAUGGGGAAGAUGCUGGGGGGAGAGGAGGAGAAGGACCCAGACGCACAGAAGAAGGAAGAGGAGCGGCAGGAGGCCCUGAGACAGCAGGAGGAAGAGCGCAAGGCCAAACACGCCCGCAUGGAAGCGGAGCGCGAGAAAGUCCGGCAGCAGAUCCGAGACAAGUACGGGCUGAAGAAGAAAGAAGAGAAAGAGGCAGAGGAGAAGGCAGCCCUGGAACAACCCUGUGAGGGAAGCCUGACCCGACCCAAGAAGGCCAUCCCUGCAGGCUGUGGGGACGAGGAGGAGGAGGAAGAGGAGAGCAUCCUGGACACAGUGCUCAAAUAUCUGCCGGGGCCACUGCAGGACAUGUUCAAGAAGUAACCCGUCCUCCUCCAGCCCCUUCCAUGUUAUGACUUUUUUUUUUUUUUUUUUUUUUUUUUUUUUGGUGUUUAGUCUUUUUUUUUUUUUUUUUUUUUAGUCUUUUUUUUUUCUCUCUCUCUCUCUCUUUUUAUUCAGUUAAGUCUCAGUUCCAAAGGAGAAAACCUCAGUUGGCCUCUGCCCCCUUUCCCUAGUCAGGGACUCCUCCCCUCUGCAAUCCUUUACAAACCCUUCAUCCUAGGGUUUCUAGUCCUGUUUCACUCCCAAGUAGCUUGAAAAAAAAAAAAAGAAGAAGAAGAAGACAGCUUUACUCCAGCAGGGGGGGGGCAUCGAACCCAGAGCCAAAGGCACUGGGUGUCCCUCCAGAAGCCCAUGGUCUAUGUUAGUGUGGUAAACUCCCCCCCAUACAUUCCUUCAUGCUCCCCACUGCCAGGAGGACCACUGUCCCCAGCCAGCCAAAGUAAUGACACAUUCCAGCCCUGCCCAGCAUGCUGACCUUUGGCCUCUGAACCCCCAGUGGGAGUCCAGGUCAGGGCAGAGGCCCCAGUGGUCUGGCUCCACGAAGGCUAUUCAGAGUAAGCCUGUCCUGGAGAGCCUAGCUCUGAGAGGCUCUAGCUGGGUCUGGCCAGGUUAGAACCUGGGCAGGAGGCUUGGGAUGCCCUCUUUCCUCUUCCUGAUGCCGCUGGCCAGGAGCACACCUCUCCCCAACCCAACCUAAAGAAGCAUGGCCCCUGCCAAGCUGCCCCCUCCAAAUGGAUCCUCUUUGGACUUUAGCACAUCUAUGGAGGAGCCCAGGGCUGGGCAACCCCUUAUUCUCUCUCAUCCGACUUAGGCCUGGGACCCCCACUGCCAGGCUAGGCCCCAGUUUGCCCAGCCAAGGGGCUACCCAGGCCCCCAGAAAAUACUUGGAGCCAUCGGGCAGUGAUGGUCUGUGCCAUGAGGCUCCUCAUUGGUACAGCCAAACUGCCCCCAUUCCUGUCCACCCUUCUUCCCUCCAUGUUCUGUCCAUGUGCUUCCAAGUCCCCAUUGCCCCCAGGAGGACCUGUCUUGGCCAAAGCCCCAAACAGCUGGGGAGAAGCCAAUUGCCACUUGACAAAAGACUGUCCAUUCAUCCCACUGGCCAAGAGUCAGCGCUCCUCUGGGAUGUAUAGGACUGGUACGUGUCCUCACGUACCACAUUGUCAAAGCUUCCUGCUCUGUGACUUGUGUAGAAAUGGAGAGAUGGGGGGAGUCCUCACACACUAGAUAAUGUAUGGGAGACCCAUCAGACAUCUAGGUGCCGUGUGUCUUGAGAUCGCAUGUGUAUGUGUUUGCUCUGUGUUACAGGCUGUUUAUCUGAUGUACCUCGUGUCUGUGUUUGUGGGACAUAGUAUACCUGAGUUUCAGUUAUGUUCUCAGUAUGUGCUAGCCAUCUCACGUGUUUAAAGAUUGCAUGUGUUAGCUUGUAUAUGCAUGUACUUUCAAAAUGGCAUGUGUGUCAAGAGUGACAGGUUACAUGUUAGCCGCAGACAUGUGUGUUUGAGAGAACUGUCAUGUGGGCUAAGACUGGUGUUCAUGUGUGUGGGUCUAAAGCAAGCAGUUGUAUGCAUAAGUACAAGUUCUUGCUUGGAGAGCAAGAACCAGACUAAGAUGCUUCCUCCCAACCCUGAGACUGUUAGUCACAGAUGGCCACCUCUGACAGGAGACCUUACCUUGGCCUAGAGUCCUCCCACCCUUGGGGGUUUCCUACCUGAGGUCCUCAGAAUGCUACUGGGACAGACCCAGGCAGUACCCCAGGAAGCCAUGCUGGGCCCCUACCAGGGCCUAUCCCAAAAGCAGGGGCCCAGGAGGGGGCGACUUGCCCACCCCUGAAGCCUUUGUCCCACUGGCCCCAGUUUGCAUUCUGCAGGUUUUCCAUUUUAGUGGACUUAUGUUUUUAUUUCGGAGAAGACAGACGUCUUCCCUGUCCGUUUCCAAUAGUUAAAGCCAUAUCAGUUAGACCGCAAUACUUUAAAGAUGAGACAAAACAAUCCGUAUGUGUAGGGAACCAGAAAAGUCCCCUGGUCUCUCCCUCUCUAAGGAGCAGGGCCUCGGCAGCUCCAGCUCCCGGGACUUACCCUCCCCCCCACCCUACCCUCUUGGGCCCCUGUGUCAUCCCACAGGGGGCCAGUGUUUGUGUCUAUGUCUGUGGUGGGGAGCCAUCUUGCACCCCUAUUGUCUGCUUGUUUCUGUUUUUUUAUCCUGAGCAGGAUGGUCAUUCUCAAGAGCCUUGGGGUCCUGGGCCAGAGACAGGCAGGGACCAGUCCAGGGGCCCCGGGCCUCCCUAGACCCUGAGUGUGACACCCACCUACCCCCUCACUUGAAGGUAGGGAAGGACACUAGUGUUAAGAAAGAACUAACCUUUAACAGGGGCUCUUAGACCUCAAAGGUAAUGGCACAGUACAGAGCACCAGAUAGGGUAGUGGAGAACAAGACUCGGGGGGCUGCAAAUAGGCAAGGAAGCCCAGCCAUGCAAGAACCCACAUGGACCCAAGAGACUCCAGACCCUUCAACUGAAGUCCUUGGCAGUUUCCAUGGCUCCUCUGCGCCCACAGUGGGAUCAGGGCUUUUCAGCCCCACUCAGUGCCCUUCAGGCUAGGCUGGCUUAGUCUAGAUUUAUGACUCCUUUCUGUCCCCCAGCAACAGAUCCUGAGGUCCUUUGAAGGUGGCGGCAAGAGAAUUUCUACUCGGUACAUACCUGGUUCCACCCACACAAAGCCCAGGGAGAUAUAAUGAUUGAUAUUUCUGGCACAGCCUGGGCUAUAGGGAGAAAACAAUUGGCCACCCUGGAAGGAUGCUAUGUACCACACAUUCAUAGGAGGACAGAACUUGGGUGCUUGAGCAUUGGAAAGGAUGUUCAAUCGAUGUGCCUAGAGUAGGAGGGGUGUGUGUUCCACAGAAUGGGCAGACGAAUAGAUCAUGCAGAAGUGCAGUGUGCAAACGGCAUGCUGAAAAGAGGAGACAUGUGACACACAUAUGCAUACACAUAUACAUGCAUACACAUACAUACACAUGCACACAUACACAUGCAUACACAUACAUACACAUGCAUACACAUGCAUACUCAUACACACAUACAUACACAUACACACAUACAUAUACAUACAUACAUGCAUGCAUACACACACAUACACACACAGCAUGGAUGAUGGCUGGAGAUGGAAUGAGGCACAUCACUGACAGACAUGUGCACUCUUUAGAAAGGUCAUCAGACUCCUGCACCUGGAAAUCACCACUAGCAAGAAGAAAGGGGGCUUCUCUGGGCCUCUAUGGAGAUGACACGGGAUAUCCAGAGUACAUGUCCUCCAUUUGAGCUCCAAAGCACCAGAAAAUGAGUCCUUAGUGGCGAAACUUCACGGUGCUUCCUGUGGAAGUAAGAGCGCCCUCUAUAGGCCAUCCCAGGUAAAUGAGAGUAGAAGAGACAAGCUCAGAAACCCCUCACACACGGCACAGCUGGUGAGCAUCCUAAAGGCUUGUGUCUAGGCUAAGCGUGGCAUGGGGUUUCCAUGAAGCUAGCAGAGUUGCCCACCCACAGCUCGGCCUCCAUCUUCCUAUGGUUUGGCUAGCUUGACCUCACUGGGAGGCCUGGGGCUCAGACUGGCUCCCAUGGGGGGUGUCUCCCAGCAAAUGUCCCCUGCUCUAGUCCCCAUUCCUGUUAUCCUGCCCUUCUCACCAGGGAGAGACCCGAGGUGCUCCUGCUGGCCCCCGGGAUGGAGGUGGGAAGUCCCACUGAGACCCAGGUGAGAUGGACCAUCCUAUUCAUGUAGGGGAACCUCUUUCCCACAACUGUGCUGUGUCCUUGUUGCUCUGCUUCCUUUAAAUGUGUCAGUCUCUGGGGGAAGGGAGGGCCACGCCCCCCACACCCCCCUUGAACCUGACCAAAAGCCAUGGCCGUGCUCCCCACUUUGUAUGACGCAAAUGCUAAGAUGAUGUACAAAACCAACCAAGAUGACAAAGAAAAAGACCUUGUACAGCA
Molecule: messenger RNA, 4791 nt
Organism: Arvicanthis niloticus (Nile rat)
Lineage: Eukaryota; Metazoa; Chordata; Mammalia; Rodentia; Muridae
Gene: Cplx2
Product: complexin 2
Biological process (GO): regulation of neurotransmitter secretion; neurotransmitter transport; synaptic vesicle exocytosis
Cellular component (GO): terminal bouton; SNARE complex
Molecular function (GO): syntaxin binding
Source: RefSeq, a predicted model, not a curated record